Molecule: messenger RNA, 867 nt
Organism: Geodia barretti
Lineage: Eukaryota; Metazoa; Porifera; Demospongiae; Tetractinellida; Geodiidae
Source: the annotation of a GenBank genome assembly
AUGGCUGUUGCGCGCGAUUUCCUGGCGCUGACCAAGCCGAAGAUCAUCUCCCUGCUGCUGGUAACCGCGGCCGGCGGGAUGUUCCUGGCGGAACAGGGGAUACCUUCCCUGCCGCUGCUGGGCCUGGUUUGGGCCGGCGGCGCGCUGGCAUCGGGAGGCGCCAACGCGGUCAACCAUUUCCUGGACCGGGACAUUGAUCGCGAUAUGCGACGGACGGCGGGGAGGCCUGUAGCGGGCCUGCGGGUUGCGCCCCGCUAUGCCCUGGCGUUCGGCGUGGCGCUCAACGUCGCGGCGUUCGUGCUCCUGGCCACGCUGGUAAACUUGCUGGCGGCCGGCCUGACGCUUUGCGCGACCCUGUUAUACGUGUUCAUAUACACGUUGUGGCUGAAACGCACCACGCCCAACAACAUCGUCAUCGGCGGAGCCGCCGGCGCCAUCCCGCCCAUGGUGGGCUGGGCAGCGGUGACCGGGGGGUUGGACCUUCCGGCGGUGUACCUGUUUGCGAUCGUCUUUUUCUGGACGCCGCCCCAUUUCUGGGCGUUGUCGUUGCUCAUACAGACCGACUACGAGCGGGCCGGCGUACCCAUGUUGCCGGUGGUGUCGUCGCGCCGACAGACUACAUUGCACAUCUUCCUUUAUUCGAUUGCGCUGAUGGGCCUGACGCUGAUGUUCGGGUUGUUGCCACAGGUGGGGUUGAUCUAUGUGGCAGCGGCGGCCGCCCUGGGCGCUCCUUUCGUCUGGUUGGCCUGGAGGCUGUGGCGCCGCGACGACAGGGGUCGUGCGAAGGCGACCUAUCUGUACUCGCUGGCGUACCUGGCGCUGCUGUUCGUCGCCGUCAUGGUCGAUAGCGUGGUCGGGAUUGCGUAG